Molecule: messenger RNA, 5760 nt
Organism: Xiphias gladius (swordfish)
Lineage: Eukaryota; Metazoa; Chordata; Actinopteri; Istiophoriformes; Xiphiidae
Gene: slc38a12
Product: transmembrane protein 104
Exons: 10
Coding region: 641-2122 (493 amino acids)
Source: RefSeq, a predicted model, not a curated record
ACGGAGGGGCGGGUUGGAAGGAAACCCGCAGCCACGCAAUUGAAGUUGUUCGCUGGUGCGACCAACGGUCACCCGUCGUGGUAAACGCGCUCCCGCCGGUGUCGGAAUAACUGUAGGGGCACGGCGGCGAUACACAAAACAUGCACUCGCGAUGUGAUUUGAAAACAACAACCACAACAACAACAACAACAACAACAACAACAACGAAAAACCCCGAUUCCGUUUGUUUAUUGUCUUCGCAAUAAAAGCUUUAUUGUAUCGACCACUGCAACACAUGCGCGACAGUGAAAGUUGUAUUUUGAAAGCGACUAACGGAAGUGUGAGGUUUACGUUAGAGCGAGCUUGACGCGUGUUCAUAGCGGAGCAGGUCAGCUGGUUGGUUAGUUUACUGGCUCAGUUAGCCGAUCGUUGGAGCCUCGUUAGCCCGUGGGAAGGUGGUCCCCCCCCCCCCCCCCAAGCUGCCCUCCGGCUGUCUGACACCGAAGCAGCUCAUGUUAGCUACGCGGCGAGGCUCUGCGUUUGUUCAGCCAGCUAGCGAGGAUCUGAUCCGGCCGACGGCUCGGAGCAACCCUGCUAGCCUAGCGGCUAAAUUAGCGAGAUACACCUGUGGGAAGUAAGGUUAAGCCCAGUGUCAUCGACCAUGGCAGGUGGAAUUACAGAGACCGGGGAACCCUACUCCGCAUUUGUGGGGCUGGUGUAUAUGUUCAAUCUGAUCGUGGGAACCGGAGCUCUGACGAUGCCCAAAGCCUUCGCUACGGCCGGUUGGGUGGUCAGCUUAGCACUCAUCUCAUUCCUGGGAUUCAUGAGCUACAUGACCACCACUUUCGUGAUUGAGGCGAUGGCGGCGGCCAAUGCUCAGCUGCGCUGGAAGAGGAGAGAGCAGGAGGAGAUCGACGACAGCGACUCCACCUCCGAGUAUUCGGAUGACGAUGUCAUGUGCCGAGGCCGAUUACAGCCGGAGACCAAGCCCAUCUUGUCUGUUCAGAGAUCAGGAGGUCACGUCGAUCAUUUCGACAUUGUGGAGCGGGUCGAGAUGGGUCAAAUGGCCUCCAUGUUCUUCAACAAAGUCGGUGUCAAUAUGUUCUACAUCUGCAUCAUUGUCUAUCUGUACGGGGACAUGGCCAUUUACGCAGCCGCCGUGCCUAUAUCACUGAUGGAAGUUGCCUGCGGAAACCACUCCUGCAGUGCUGGAAGUGUGAAGUACAACGACACAGACCAGUGCUGGGGCUCUGUCACAAGGAACGAUGCGUACAGGGUGUUUCUGAGCAUUUUCACUGUUCUGUUGGGGCCUUUUACCUUCUUCAACGCUCAGAAGACCAAAUAUCUCCAGAUCCUCACCUCAUUCAUGCGCUGGAUUGCGUUCACCAUGAUGAUCAUCUUGGCUCUUAUCCGCAUCGCUAAAGGCACCGGUGAGGGCCAACCACCAGUCGCCUCCUUCUCCGGAGUCCCCAACCUGUUCGGUGUGUGCGUCUACUCCUUCAUGUGUCAACACUCCCUGCCCUCCCUGGUGACGCCCAUCUCCGACAAGAAACACGUGGGCACGCUGGUCCUAGCUGACUACAUCCUGAUCCUGGGCUUCUACGUGCUCCUCUCGUUCACCGCCAUCUUCUGCUUUGACAGCUCGCUGCUGCACGACAUGUACACCCUGAACUUCACGGACAACUGCAACGUGUUGGAUAUUCCAGUGCUGCGCUACUUCUUGGGCUUGUUCCCGGUUUUCACCAUCAGCACCAACUUCCCCAUCAUUGCCGUCACACUCCGCAACAACUGGAAGACCCUGUUCCACCGGGACGGAGGCACCUACCCGUGGGUGGUGGACCGCGUUGUGUUUCCCCUCAUUACCCUGGUGCCCCCGAUCCUGGUGGCCUUCUGCACCCACAACUUGGAGUCCCUGGUGGGCAUAACAGGAUCCUAUGCCGGCACAGGGAUCCAGUACAUUAUCCCAGCCUUCCUUGUUUACUACGCUAGACGCCAUCUGGAGCCCGUGAUGGGCAGAGAUGCCAUCAACAAGCACCAGUCUCCCUUCCGCCACGCCUUCUGGGUGUGGUUUGUUUUGCUGUGGGCCGCCUUCUGCCUCAUGUUUGUCACAGCCAACAUCAUCCUGACUGAUACCAAGAAAUGAGAACUCACUGUUCCCAAAAAAAAACUCUCUAGUAAUCUACUUCUGAUUCGCCGGUUCCUUUGUUCCUGUAGACGAGGCCUUACUUGCUGCUGGUUGGACAGUGUGCCUUUUUAUGGGACUUCUGUUGCAUAAAUUUAAGUGUAAUUAAGAAUAAUUUAUCAAAUUUGUUAAAAGGGACCAAAUGUCAAGUGUUUAUUCUCCAUUACAAAAGCAGGACGGUGCAUGAAUAUAAUGGAAGGGCAUUUAUUAAAAUGAUCUUUUGUCGACAAACACCGGACGGUGUUGAGGUUCUCACAGGAUUUUACACUUACAGAACUUUCUAAAAAAAUAUAUUGAAAUGGGGUUUAGUAUGCUUCAAAUGAACUAGUAAUUUGAAGUGUUGUACACACAUGUGUAAACUGCAGAAAGUUGGCAUGCUUGUCAGACUGUCGGUUUUGGAAAGUUACAAAAAUUGUCGGACGCAGGGACAGAGGGUGUCAGACGCUAUUCUAUCAUGCCUCGCUCAAAUGGCGAACUAUGGAAAAGUUAGAGUGUCGAUGUGCUGAAUGAUCCAUUGGACCUUCGGGGCAGAAUGUUCCAAUAAAAAUAUAUUAAAGCAAUUGAAAGAGCCGAGUAGCGACAAGAAAAAGAGCCUGUCACACCCAGACUCGUGUCCUGUUUGCGAAACUGCUUGGCAUCUACACAGCUUAAUAAUGAAAUUGGAACGGAAACCAGCUGAAGAAGAAAAACGAACAAAUCAGGGAUGAUCAGUCUUCCGUGGCUGACGUGUAUCCAUUCCUCAGCGGUGGCUGCCUCCGAUCUCCUCGCAUCCCCCCCCCCUUGUGUACAAUGAAGCUCCGUCCGUGACAGAUCCAGACAGAUAGGCCUCCGGGAAGAGCUGCGUCUCUGUUUAUCACCAGACGCUCGCGCCUGUAGUUCACACGCGGGGCAUGUCUCCCGUCUCUUACCGCUCAGCACCCAUUCAUGACUCUGUCAGGCUCAAACUGUAUCUAUCACACAGCCCAGCAUCUGACAGGGCAAUCGUGAUCUACGGUGCUCCGGCUCUUGCUGUGGGGAAGCCAUCGGCGUUCAGAGGGGGAAGGCUACUACCGUGCCACCUGGAACAACGCAGCCUCACACACCGCGCUCUGUACCACAGUUCAGUAAUGCGGAUUUAACUGACACUUGGCAGCUUCCUCUCUGAGUUGUACUGACUUUAACGAACUCUGUUGUUGCUCUUACGUUUCCAUCUCUAACCCAUCAAAUGGUUCCGUCUCUCUGAUUUUCAUAAUUCGUGAAAUGUGUCUUAAAGGCUCAGUACACCCAAAGCAAAAACCAAACAUAUUUUCUCACUUAUCAUUGGGGAAAUUUAGCAAUGCAGAUUUUGAAGGUGCAUGAAAUCAGAUUUGUGGUGCUCUCAGUUCACCUUCCUCUGUGGUCGUGGGAACUGUUUCUUCUGGAGAAAUCAGCUCCGCAGCAAACUACAAGUAGUCUGACUCUGCGGAUUAUCCAGAGUAACACGGACACUUUCUAGAAAGAGAUGUUGCUGUUUUAAUUUUUUCGAAUGUGUGCGCACCACGUAUGAUAUUCCAUUCACCUCCAUGGUAUCAGGAGUGCUGGUAUGAACCACAGAAACAGCCAUCACUCAACGUGGACAGAUGAAACCAAAACUACCUGCGUGGUCAGAUGCCACUAAAGGUAUGUCAGAAAAAUAUCUUUUAUGUCAUUUGCGUGAACUGACCCUUUACACUUUGAUGUUGGUUACAGUGUCACUUCAUGAGACUUGAAGGACACAGUGGGACUUUAGCCGUGUAGGAGAGACCAGAGCUGGAUGAUGUAGUAGUGAUUUAUGUCCGAGGAUAAUGGAAUUUCUGCUACAUGAUCACAUAAAAUCACUGUGUUUGAAACCAUAGCCGUAGCUAUUUGCUACUAAGUGCGCUAGAUUUACUUUCUUGAGUGUCCGAAUACAAAGUGUAGAUCUGUGCACCAAACACCCGCCAAAAUGUCCACCAUUCAUUCUUCACCUUUGAUAGACGUUUAAAUUCACGUGACUCCGCCACUGUCGGGCGGCGUGCGGCGUCUGAUCUUACUGCUCACCGCAAAGUUUCCCUAUUACGUAGGAAAUGAGUGAACGGGGAGAUGUUUGAAACGCAGCCACUGUUUUAAAUCAGUGCUUAAUGAAUAGAUACGUUAAACGGUAACCAUAGCAACAGUACCUUUUUAUAAAGUACCACUUAAAAGUACGGAUGGUUUUUACUUUUAUAAAUAUCCGUGGUAUAAGCAUGAUAAUACGCUCAAAGAUGUCCUGUUAUAGAACGUAAUGGACUCAGUGAAGGAAAGGCCACUUACGUAAUACCAUGAUAUGAGACUACAUAUCGUCUGGGAUCCAGGUUAUCGAAGUGCUGUUGUUAAAGGCUGCUUUAUGGCUGAGUGACACAACAUCUCUGAGCUAAUCUGACUGUUGACGCAACAUAUUCGGUCAACAUAUCCACAGCACAAAAAGAUUUUUAACACUUUUUAAUUUUUAAUUUUUUUUUCUUCUAAAUGCAUUAGUAACCAUGAAAGCAUUAUCCAUAGAGACUUUUUCCUUGGCAUGAAUCUUGGCUCAUCAGAGCUAGCGCAUAAAGAUAAAAGGGAACUCCAGCUGCUCCAGCACUGGUGCACUAUUGAAGGAUGCAGAGCUGCCGGCGCUUGUGGUACAGUGCUGGAUGUGCUGGACGUCGUCGCGGCGUACCAGACAGUGUCUUGUCUGUCAUCACCGAACUGCAGCGAGAAUGUGCGACUGACGUUUUCAGCUGGACACGGCACUGACGAGGCGGAUUCUCGUAAUUUUGAGGUCAUCAGUAAUUUCUUCAUUAUAAAAACACUGACGGUCGUCACACGCAGCAUCCGACAGCUUGUCUUACUUGGGUGGAAGUGGAUGAGGAGCUUGUAGCAGUCCCUGCAUGCAGAAAUACAAAAAAACAUCGUUAUAUGUCAUUUUCACGUUUGCGUUCUCACUUUUGUGCUGUUUGAUUUUCAUCCUCCCAGAUUCUGAUGUUACAGGUGUUUUUGUUGUUGUUUUGUUUGUUUGUUUGUUUGUUUGAUUAUUUUUUCCCUCUUCAUCUGAAGUGGAACAUCUGAAUGAAAAUUACAAACCUUUUUUUUACCUUGGAUACAGCAGAUAUUUAUAAUUUAAUCUGGAGGCAAUUUUAAAACUGUGUUUGUGUGAGUGGAUGAUUAGAUACUGAAUACGGUAAAUGUUGUUUUGAUGACUCUUCAUCAAGAGUUGUGAAAUGUGCCUUUUUUACAGGGUUAUUUUCUUGCCCUAAACUUAUCGACUGCUGUUUUUCUCAUCUUUUGAAAAGCAGCUUGCCAGACGACAUCUGCAUGUAAGCCAUUUCAUUUAGCUGACAAUCAGCGUGUCCCCAAAAAUGCUUUAUAAUCCUUUGUUUUCUUGUCUUUUCUAUAAUUUCAGUUGGGUUUUUUUUAUUAUUUUUUUUUUGUCACUGUAUUUCUGAGAAUCGCUUUAUUUUUUCAUUUUUGAUCCACGUUCCUUGUAUUUGUUUACAAUAAUUUCGCCAGCCUGUGAUUCACCAGUUUAUAUGGAUGCUUACUGCUUUAAUGGAUGUUGUGUUUGAUUUUUAUGAUUCACUAAGAAAAUAAAUGCUUUAUGUUCA